Sclerotinia trifoliorum is the source of this 4877-nucleotide messenger RNA. The record is from the annotation of a GenBank genome assembly. NCBI's taxonomy places the organism in Eukaryota, Fungi, Ascomycota, Leotiomycetes, Helotiales, Sclerotiniaceae.
UUGUAUCUUAUAAAGUCAUCGACGACAUCAAUAUAGUAGUGAUCCCAUUACAUGACCUAGGUUUUAGACCUCGUCCACAUAUACUCAAAAAGGGAAUUUCUUAUUUCCCUAAUUCCUGAAUUCCUUAAGAUCUUCAAUUCGCGACUAGAAGCUUUUAGCCAUUUUAAGCGCAGACGCCAGAACAACUUAACAACCCCCCGAAUUCUAACUUUGUCGCAUUCUGGAAGCUUUUUAUUGAUAAUUUCCGAUAAUCAUUCUACCUGCUUCAAAGUCCCUUACACGCCUUACAGCGGCUUCAAUACCUUCCUUUUGCUUUCCUUGCUUCCGAAAUUUUGGGGGCAUUUUUGGAAUCUGCCAGUUAUCUGGGUUGCCGAUUGCGAUUCGUUCUGCGGGCUUGCGGACGAAGCUGCAUUACGAUAUAUCAUGUACAGAUACGAUUACCCCUGAGUCGAAUGUUUAACACUGGAAAGCUUGGUAGAAUUGCCUGAUCCACCCACAAAUUUCGAGCAGAUCGCAAGGAAAUGUCGCUCAAUGGCUUGGAUGAUGCGACGGUCAAAGAAGCAUACGAUGCUGCGGUAGCUGAGCCGGGAGGAUGGUAUGCUUAUAUUCAAUAUCUUGUAUCUUUGUUCGUCCAUUUUGUGCCGUGAUAUGGUGAACUGAUAUUGUGCUUGUAUUGUAGGUUCCUUCUAAAGUAUGCUUCGAGAGACGAAAUAGAGUUGUUGGGCCGUGGCAACGGAGGAAUUGUGGAAAUAAGAAAUAAAAUUGGACAAUAUGAGGAACCAUCACCGCUGUUCGGGUUUCUACGAUAUAGGCGACGGAACGUAGUCAUCAAAUAUGUACCAGAUGGAUGUUCAAGGUUGGUUCAAGGUGGGUUCCCCUUGUUGAUCUCUAUCUCAAUUUUUCACCUUGAAAUCUAAAAAUCUGAUAACCUGAUAGCUCGUGUCACGGUUCAUUUUAAUGCUGUUACCGAAAAGUUCGCUCCAUACCAUACUAUAUUCGAAAUAACCACCGCCAAAGAGCUCCGUGAUACGACCCUUUCUGCCGCAUGCUCACUGCAUACUGCCUCCGGAUCGGUCUCAUCUUCGACCAGUUCAUUGCGCCGACGACGUUUAAUGGAAAUUGCAGAGGAUGAGGAGGAGGAUAUUAGAAUAAAAAGGCAAUCCACAGUUCAGGAGGAGCGGCCCCCUACCGCACAAACUAUUACCUCAACAUCUGGGACCCAGCCAACAGUUGAUCCGACCACCCUGCCAUCCGAUCUACCAGAUUCAUUUACUUUCUCUCCUAUGGUUGCAGAAGGGGGCAACUCUCUCGAAACAACACCACCUCCUCCACGUAAUAAAGUACCUUUGAGCUUCGAUCUUGAUACUUCUCCGCCUCCUCCAAGGGAGCCGCGCGAAAUUGAUUUGGGAUCGUCGUCAUCUAUUACAACAAUCGACGAAGUUCCGCGUAAAUCAUCUCAGUCGGCACGACCUGAUUUGUACAGUCUCGCAUCUUACGAGUUUAACGGCAAACCUAAAGUCAGACUUGGACCUCGCCCUUCUCUCGAUGUAGGCAAAACCACCACAGCUGGAGGAACCGCUACCUAUCGUCCUGUGUCAACCCUUCCACAGGGAUUGAAAAUAUCUACAAAGGGGGAUCGAAAAGGGCGGGCGAGUUUAAGCUCGCAGGACUCUGGAGAGCCUCCCAGUAUGAGUUUGUCACCACCUUCUAUUCCUGAAAAUGGAACCCUACCCACGCUUCUCCCUUUGCGCCCUCACACAAGUGGUGGACGGCCCAACACCAGCUCCGGGGCCUCGGUUCGAUCAACAUUAUCAACGAAGUCAGCUGCUCCCAGUGCAAAGGUCCCAACAAUUACUCCAGAGAAGGCAAGACUAAUGAAGGCUAUGGAAAUGCGGAAGAGGCAGAUGAGUACAGGUGCACCUGCACAGGCAUUGCCCGCUUCUCCAAAGUCCUCAGCGUCCACCAAAAAUCUCGAGAUACCUUCCGCACUAAGCCUAACAACAUCCCAAGGCGCCCAGCAGGAAAUUCAAGAUACCUUGGCUUUGCUAACUAAUAUGGCCGAAGCAGACAAAUCCGCAACCACACUUGACACCAGCUCCGCCCUAAAAACGGACGACUCGGAUGCUACAAGAAGCGAUUCCUACCCAGUAUCCCCCGUUGGGCUUUCAGAAAAAGCAGAAUCGACAAGGGCAUCUUCUAUUUCAGAGCUGACAGAUGAAACUGUCCAAGAAGAGCUGUCUACUAAGCGAGUGAACAACGAUAACAUGGCCGAAGAAUUCUGCGCUGCUGAUUCGCCGGAAAUUACUGAAAGGGGGCCAGUUGUAAAAAUAUCACUGCAAACUCCAGAAAUAGAAGGCGAAGGCACUGAGGAAAUGGCUACAGAUGUUUCUUAUUCUGUCUCCCAAGACACAGUAAAGGAUAAUCUAACGGGUACCACUGUGUCAAACGAACAAGAACAAUAUCCCGAAUCCGAAGUCGUACCUGAGGUCAAAUCGGAAUCGUCAGAAGCCCCAGUUACGAUGUCCAGUGCUCAAGAUUUAAGUGCUGCUGCAUGUACUCAAUCUGGGUCUUUGCAGACUUCUACCAGUGAGCCUAUCUUCAAAUCAUCCGAGAAAAGUUUGAUGGAGAGUCCUUUUGCUCCUGGAUACACUAUAUCACAAAAGAAGAAAGUCCACCGUAUUGAGCCAAUUCGAACUAGUUUUGAUAAGACUAGCAAUAAUUCGGAGGACAACUUCUCCUCUGAUGACGAACUAAUGGAUGAACUGCAGUCUGCUGUAAUUGAAGAUGCAAAGCCCAUGUCGGUGGCCAAAUCUCCAGUUAGUCCUUUGUUUCCUCCACCCACGCAGAAUGAGAUGAAAUUUUCAAGAACUGUCUCAAGUCCGUUGCAAUUAGCAAAUGCGAAUCCCUCACCUCUUUCUGCGCGACCUGGUGGUGACCGGCCUGUCUCUCGGCCCGUGUCAGCUUCGGCAAACUUUUUAAACCGUAUAAACGCGCAACCUGCUGCCGCACCGGUUAUCCCUAAAAAGAUCAGUGUUGGGUCUGGUGUUGCGAAUAGGAUUAAAGCAUUCGAGAAAUUUCAAAAUCUAGCACCCGAGUCUUCUGCAGCACCAUCAACAUUAGGGCCAAGUCCAACUGCUCCACCUGCAUUCUUUUCUGUCAAAAGAAGUACUGUUCUUGUUCCAUCACGAGCUCCUUCCAUUGCCGAUCGUACAAAUUCCUUGAAUAAGAAUACACCAAAUCCUAAUUCACAAGAGGGGUCGCCAGAGAUCUCCAGAGGGCGCGAAAGAGCAAGUUCUAUUCAGAAAAGAGUUGCUUUGUUGAAGCCUACGCCCGCUUCCGAACUCAAGACGACUCGAUCUCGACCUGAAUCUGUUCAAGUAACUGCUCGCAUUAUUCGAGACCCUAAUCAACCAUUUCCUCAAAUGCCAGAAAUUGGCAAAGAUCCUUCGGAAUUCAAUUCUCUUGCGUUGAAAGAAUCACCACUGAUCAUAGAUCACCAGAAGGCGGUUUCUAGUCCUCCGAAAGACACGAUAUGCGAGAGGCGUUUAUCAACGUCCUCGAAAACCACCGCAACCACUAAUAACGAGAGGCGAUCAUCUAUUGCAAUGGUCAAAGACCUCAUCAAUGACCGACGCUCUUCUCUCUCUGAGCGCCGACGUUCUUCUGUUAUUGAACCUUCCGCAUCUUCUCCGGCCGUUAUGUCCCCAUCACGACCUCUUUCCAAUGAUAUUACAUCCCCUGCUCGGAGAUCUCGCCCUUCUUCGGUCAGCAGUCGUCGCAGUAUUGAACGUUCCGAGUUCUCUCCGCCGCCAUCGUCUAGCUCAACAUCUCCUGUAAAUGAUGAUAAGUCUGACAAAAAGUCUGGUCGUGCAAGUCGUAUCAUGAAGCGCAUGUCUUCAUCUCUAUCUUCAAGUCGCAAGGCAAUUGCACAUGCCAUCUCACCUACGGUCCGUGAGGAAUCGGAACCUCCAGUGUUUCCCGAUCAGGAAGCUUCAUCUGUUGCAUCGCAACCAUCCUUAGCAGCUUCACCUACCAUUGCUAAUGAUCUUGGUGAUGUCAACGUUCAAUUCCCUGAUAGUCUUUUAUGGAAGCGUAGAUCAAUGGUGUUAGAUACUCAAGGGCUUCUUAUCAUCACAGCCGGUGCAAAUGAUAAAGGUGCAACGCGAAGAUUUCAUCUCGGUGAAUUUAGAGCUCCUGAAAUUCCUGAUGUUGAUAUGCAGGAAUUACCAAAUAGUGUCGUGUUAGCUUUCUUGGAAGGUGGUGAGCUACAAAUUGCAUGCGAAGACCGAGCUAGCCAGGGAAACACUUUAAAUGGUACACUGCAUUCUCUUAUUUAAUUUUGAUCAUAUUUACUAACGCAAAUUUAGUUCUACGAGAAGCUCAUAGCCACUGGGCAGCCUAUGGACAAUAAUAACCAUAAUCGUCACUCCUUUGAACAAGAAUAUUUCAAUUUUCUAAUUCUUCUCAUACGACUUUGAUAGUCACUAUUUGUUAAUAUACCUCCCCCUCAUUCCUUGACUUGUCAUUUUUUUUUAUCUUAGAAGGAAAACCUUCACGCAGGAUUUUAUGACGUAUGGAGGCUCUAAUUGGGCAUUAGUGAUUUUAUGUUGAAUUGCGUCAUAAAGAGGAAGAGUACGGGAAGAAAAGAGGGAAAGAAAGAGAGAGAGAGUUGAGAUACCAUCACCUGGACUUUAGCAGUCAAAAUUUUUCCUUUUUUCCGCCCUGUAAUCAAUAUUAUAUGUUUUGUAAAUCUUUUUCGUUUUUACUUCUUUUUUUCUUCUUUUGAGAUAACCCUGCAGCAUGCGAAUAGCGCAGUCUUUUUUUUUUUUGCAGCAGUCCGACUGCAUAUGGAUGGAUGGAUGGAUGGAGUGGUGGAU